UGAGGGGCCGGAAGUCAAAGGGAAGGCGGAGGUGACUUGGCUUCCGUUUCUCUUCCAGUGUUUGGGUGUUCUUCGCGGCCGCCGAAGAUGAACCGAUUCUUCGGGAAAGCGAAACCUAAGGCUCCGCCGCCUAGCCUGACUGACUGCAUUGGCACGGUGGACAGCAGAGCAGAAUCUAUUGACAAGAAGAUUUCUCGACUGGAUGCUGAGCUUGUGAAGUAUAAGGAUCAGAUCAAGAAGAUGAGAGAGGGUCCUGCAAAGAAUAUGGUCAAGCAGAAAGCCUUGCGGGUUUUAAAGCAAAAGCGGAUGUAUGAGCAGCAGCGGGACAAUCUGGCCCAACAGUCAUUUAACAUGGAACAAGCCAAUUACACCAUCCAGUCAUUAAAGGACACCAAGACCACGGUUGAUGCUAUGAAACUGGGAGUAAAGGAAAUGAAGAAAGCAUACAAGCAAGUGAAAAUUGACCAGAUUGAGGAUUUACAAGACCAGCUAGAGGAUAUGAUGGAAGAUGCAAAUGAGAUCCAAGAAGCACUGAGUCGUAGUUACGGCACUCCAGAACUAGAUGAAGAUGACCUAGAAGCAGAGUUGGAUGCACUGGGUGAUGAGCUCCUGGCUGAUGAAGACAGUUCAUACUUGGAUGAAGCAGCAUCUGCACCUGCCAUUCCAGAAGGUGUUCCCACUGACACAAAGAAUAAGGAUGGAGUCCUGGUUGAUGAAUUCGGAUUGCCACAGAUCCCUGCCUCAUAGACUUGCAUCAUUCAAGUGCUUCGUGUAAAAUAAACACAUAUUCUGGGACUAUUUAUCUUUCCAAAUUUACCAUAACAGAUUUAGGUUUCUUUCCUGUCUUCAGAGGGAAAGGUUAAUUACAUUGCUCCUUUAUUUUUUUUUCCAUUAAGAUACUCAUUGCUUGGGGGAUACUUUCUUUGUACUAAAUUUUUAUUCCUUUCCUCUUAUGAAAGACUAACUUACUUAAAAGUAUCAGUGGCUAUGUAUGACUUGUUUUCAUUCAUUAAUAGUAAUUUGAAAUGAAACCAAGAAAAUGGGAGUCUUUAAAUUCUAUGACAGUAUAUCUCCACAGUCUCAAACUGACCUGAUACAUUGAUAAGACAAAGAAGAUUAUUGAGACUGUUCAUAUUACAAUUCAAAACCAUUUUCUAUUAUGGUAUUAUAGGUUGGUUAAAGUGAUAGCCUUCUUUGAUGGGUUUGUUGUGUCUUGUGAGUAAAUCAUUACUAUGUCCAAUAUUGGAAUGGAAUUAUCACUACUGUAUCAUGGAUAUUUUGUGGAUAUUUUGAUUCUAUGGUUCCCUCAGUAUUACAGCCUGGCUUGUAAUCAAUAAUGAAUAUUUCUUGAUAUUUAAUGUAUAGAACAUUUAUUUAUACUCAAUAAAUAUUUUUCAAAAUGAUACAAUUUUAAUAUCACACCAGCCUAAAUCCUCCACUACAGAAACCAAGUUUAAUGUUGGCUCAGCCUAAAAGCUCCACUAUAGAAAUCAGAUUUAACCACUAGCAUUAUGGUAUAGAGGAAAGAGCAAGGAACAAUCUGGGCUUAGGCCUUGGUCUGCCAUCUAAUAACUAUUAAGUAGUCUACUCACUUCUCUAAACUUCUGUUUCCUUAUGAGUAAAAUCAUGCCGACUUCACAAGGCUUUGUGAGGAAUAAUUGAGGUAAUGACUGUGAGUGCUUUUAACUGCAGCUUGCUAUUCUCAUAUGAAGGAAAAAGCAGAGGAUUCAGUCUUUCUUGCGAAGUACCUAAAAUGCUGCAGCAAGUCCAGAGUCUUGCCCAAUUUCAGGGUCUUUAAUGAUUGAUCCACCCUUACUUAAUUCAACGUCUCACCAACAGCAUUCCCUCCUCCAGACUCACUGCGUACCUCCAAUGCCACAUGUGCCAGCCUGUCAGUUUACAGAUCAAGCCAAUAAAUAUUUAUUGAAUAC
Messenger RNA from Manis pentadactyla (Chinese pangolin), 1931 nucleotides. It is a transcript of the gene CHMP5, whose product is annotated as charged multivesicular body protein 5. Gene Ontology annotation, cellular component: multivesicular body. The transcript is spliced from 8 exons. Lineage: Eukaryota; Metazoa; Chordata; Mammalia; Pholidota; Manidae. The record is from RefSeq and is a predicted model, not a curated record. Gene Ontology annotation, biological process: late endosome to vacuole transport via multivesicular body sorting pathway; vesicle budding from membrane. Bases 88 to 747 code for a protein of 219 amino acids.